Messenger RNA from Scomber scombrus (Atlantic mackerel), 3144 nucleotides. It is a transcript of the gene cuedc2, whose product is annotated as CUE domain containing 2. The record is from RefSeq and is a predicted model, not a curated record. Bases 107 to 961 code for a protein of 284 amino acids. NCBI's taxonomy places the organism in Eukaryota, Metazoa, Chordata, Actinopteri, Scombriformes, Scombridae. The transcript is spliced from 9 exons.
GGACAGAGAGCCUGUAACCACUGCACUGACAAGCCUCCCCCUAAUACAUCUGGGGGAAACUUUCACCUUCAUGUCCCCAUACUUUGUGUCACAUUAGGAGAACGCAAUGGACCUCCACAAAAUCAUCCACAGUGCGCUGCACGAAUUUAUCCGGGCUUAUAUUCCUGAUGCAGAUCUCAGCACGCUGGACGAUGUUCUUCUGUCUUACAUCACUGGAGUCCUGGAGGAUCUCGGCUCCCAGCAGAGCGUUGAGGAGAAUUUCGAUGUAGAGGUCUUUGCAGAGAUGCUAGAAGCAUACAUACCUGGCUUUGCUGAAAUUGACAGUGUUAAAGUCUGUGAUAUGAUGUUCAGCCUGGCUUCAAAACUGGCCACAGCUCGGACCUCAGCUGACGAAGAAAACAGCGUGCCUAAGGAAAAGACAGAUGAGAUUUCACUGAAACUCACCAACCUGCCCAGUGCACCUCCACCAGGGAGUGAAACGCAGUGCCUUAAAACACAGACAGAGGGCGCCACUGCCAAGGUGCCAGUGUCUGAGUGGGAGGCCCAGGAGCAGCACCUGCUGGAGAUGUUUCCCAAGUGUAGUCUGUCAGAGGCCCGCAGUGCCCUGUCCAUUGCCAAAGGAGACAUGGAGGAAGCUGUGCGCCUUAUUAUAGAGGGUGAUGUCCAACUCAGCCCCACUCCUCUUAAUGUAAACCAUGGGAAAAGUAUUCCCUUACAAGCAGACCACAAACUUAAAGAGAGCAUCCUUGAGAAAUACAUGCUGGUUGACCGGGAAGAUGAUAAAAAAACACACCGGCCUGUCGCCCCCAAAGAUGCUCCAAAGAAGCUAGUUCGGUACCACAGUAAUCAGGUGGUAUCCACAAAAGGAGAGCGAUAUCAACUUGUGAAGACAAACGAGACAGAGGAGAUGAAGAAGACGUAUGUCAACCUCAAGCCUGCACGAAAGUACAGAUUCCAUUGAUGACAAGCACAAUUCUGUAAGAGCAGCUACUGACAAUAUUGUUUACGUCAUUUUUAAUGUAUUAAGUUGGUUUAGCCUGAAUUUGUUAGAUAUUUAUACCAACUACAGGAAGCUAUAUGUUAGUGUGUCAGUGGCUUAUUUUUAAAAAUGUUACCGUUAUCUGCCUUGGUUAAAACAUUUAAUGACAGUAUUUCAGUUACUUCUCUUUCUUGUGGAGCUUUUGAAAUUUUGUGUGAUAUUUUGGUGGGAAUGUUGUAACUUGUGUUUGUGUGUCAGCAUCUACUUUUUGCCAUCUCAGCAGGUCUGAUGUUGCACUGUUGUCUUUUUUUUGUUUAUUUUUUCCCCUUUUUUUGUAUAUUCUUAACUAACAAUAUGGAUUCAUAUUUAUGACAUGGUGUUGUAGGGAUGAGUGUAUUUUCAUUGUUGUAAAUAGGUUCUAGUGGUGCUUUAGACUUUCCUCUGGAUUACAUUACAGGUCUCAACUGCUUUUUGUACAUGUGGGUGUUAAAUCAUCAAUGCCAAUUUCAUCUAGAAAGGUUUAUUUUUACAUCUCACAGGAGUGCAAGUGCUGUGAAAAUGUUUGCUCAAGCCUUGUGUUUUUGGACAGUUUGUUGUGCUGCAAAAUGUUUUUAAACAAAACAGGUUUGUUUGACAGAGACAGAUAAUUUAAGAACAUUUGUACAGUGGAUGCGCACAUCAGUCCUCACCUAAGAGUUUCAUAUGUGGCCUCUCCUGGUAAUUGUUUACUUAUUAAGAUGAGACUAGUAUGUACCGUACUGAAUGUUAGGCAGGUUUACUCACUUACUGUAGCUGGAUAACUUUACUGAACAGAUUUUUUUUCUUUUUAUCAGUCCAUUUUCCAGACUUCAGGGGUUUUACCUAGUAAAAUAUCUCUGUAAUGAAGCAGGUUUUAUAUUCAAAGUAGUCGAGUACCGCCUUGAAUUGUAAUCAUGACAAGUAAAUGGCUGCUACAGAUGGGUAAAAAAUUGAAGAAAAAACCAACAAAAUGUCCUAGUAGUGUGUUGGGCCACCACGUGCCACCAGGACAGCUUCAGUGCGCUUUGGCAUUGAUUAUACAAGUCUCUGUACUGGCCAACACAUUGGUCCAAAAUCUCCUGUAGUUGUUUAAUUGUCCUAAACUGAGCCUGCAUCAUUUUAAUACAUGCCACAGAGCAGGAUUGCAUAUUAAUUGCUUAAUUGUGGCAUGUAGUGUCCCUGUGUGGAAGCAUGUACAUUUAUCAUGUUUCUGCACUCAUUUAUUCAGUUUUUCCUUAAACUUUUCACCUGUCUGUAGCUAGGAAGGUCUAUUUCUACGAGACUUGAGCAGCAUAAGAGCAAAUGUUAAAUAUUUGUCAGUGGCAUUGCUAACUUCUGGUUAACAAGGGGUGCACUUAUUUUUACAAACCUUAAAAUAAUUGUAUUACUCAACUGUAAUGGAAAACAUUGUAUAACUAUCAAAUCACUCGUAAUUUUCUAACAAAAAUUCAAUUCUCAAGGCGUGCACAAACUAUUACAGCACCUUAAAUUAGUGGAAAAGUAGAGGACUGUGACUCCCACCUCAAUGGUAACUGAGACAUGCGGCUUGAGGACUUGAUUUUAAAGUUCACUCAAACAGCAUUUUUAUUUUUGAUAUAGAUGUUUAGAUUUUGGAACGUCUCUGAUCAUGUGUUAAUUGUGACCAGGGCUGUUGUGUGCUUUCAGGGUCUGUUUACCUCAUGUUACUGAAGUAGUCCUCUAUCAUGGCUCCUUUUAAUCUCAUUUUGUGUUUUGUGAAUUUUGCUUCAUAUGUGACUGUUGGUUGUAAAAUUAUGAUUGAAUUCUCAUUUGAUUCUUGGUAGUAGUACAUUAGGAUAAAUGGGUCCGUCAGGAUUUGUUUUUUAUGAACAUAUACUGUUUAUUUGUGCUAAUGUCUGCAACCAUUUGGAGCAAAUUAUAAGCAAAUGUGUUUGAUUGGUAUACGUUUCCUGAGUAUAGGUGUAACACAAUCAUGUUGAAAAGAUGUGUUACUGAUACCGAUCAUUAUCAGCAGCAAUGUGGUCUUUAAUUAUGACAAUGGUGUUACUGUAGAGCAUGGAAUAGAUUUACUAAAGCUGUUUAGUCACAACUGAGUUUUAACUGCUCGCUUUGAGAAAACGCUGACUCACAAUUUAUAGUAAAUAAAUACUAAUUUUUGUAGACUACCA